UGACGUGUACACAUCGAACAGAACCGAACCGGUGAAUAUGGCAGACCAAAAAGGGAACAGCCCACCUCCUUUAUUGUUAUGUUCGACUAAUGAUAGUAUAACACCUGGAAUUUUUCGACCCGUGCCUGCAACAGCAUCGUUAUUUCCUACAGAUGAAGACGGUGAAGCGGAUAGCUUCUUGGGGCAGAAUGAUCCUCCAGAUCUCCAAGUAGGGGCUCCACCCCCACUCUCAAACCAACAAGCCACACCCUCAACAUUCUCCUACUUCCAGCAACAGCAGCAGACCUCGGGCCCUGCCCCAUCAGACCCAUUCGCAGGAAUAUCCUCACAGGGUCAGACAUCCUUUGCCUCGCCCUUGCCCCAACCUGCCCCACUGACGGGUCCUGCAGCUGUGCCAACAUAUGCACCGACAAACCAGUUUGGGCCACCGCCUUCAGUGCAGGCCCCACCCCAGGCAGUGCCGUUCACAUCAGCUCAGAAUAUACCCCCUCAGCCUCGUGGAGUACACUUUCAAGAUGAGCCCCCUCCAGGCCCACCACCUCAAGUCACCAGCUAUUCCCCUAGUGCUCCUCCUCCAACUGGUGUUCUUCCACCAAGUGCCACCCCUCCCUCUGGACAAGCUGGGGCAAGGUUUGGUAUUAAAGGGUACCAACACAAGCCCAUGGCAUACCCAAUAGAUGGUGUGACUCCAGCAAGCGGGCCCUUACCCCCAGGCAUUUUGGCGCCACCUCCAAAAUUACAGCAGUAUGAUGCAAGCAAACCACCUCCCACGUCAGCAGAGAUCCAGCAGCAGACCCAAUCCACCCUUGGAGGAUCCCCUAGGUCCGGGGGUGCAUACCAGACCAUCCAACCCCAUUGGUUCUACUGUAAGGAGAUGGAGAAAAGAAACGUCUGGGUGCCGUUCAGCAUCAUUGAUUCAAUCAAACUGGAAGAGGCCAUGCUUAGAGCACAAACUUCAUCGGAAAGCAACAUAAUCAUCUCCACCAAUGGAGGGCGCUAUGACGUGAGUCUGUCGGAGCGAUUACGGUUUGCCAUCUACUGGGAUGAGAAGCCUUCCCAGGUCAGGAGAUGCACAUGGUUCUAUAAGAGCGACAGUGAGAACAGAUUCAUUCCGUAUGAAGAACAGAUGGCUAAUAUGCUAGAGGAAGAAUUCCGGACUGCAACACUUCAGAACCAAUGGCACCGGAGACUGGAGCUCUCCGACGGUGAGACCAUCAUCAUGCACAACGCCAACGUCAUUGUCCACUUCCGACCCUCGGCCAGGCCGGACGAGUGGGGUGCAUCGCCGGACACUCAGAUGAGACCCAGGGUGGUCAAGAGAGGUGUUGAUGAUAUCGACAGCAUCCAACAAGGAGAGCCAAGUCAAGUGGACCAUGUAGUCUUUGUUAUCCAUGGAAUAGGACCAGUGUGUGAUCUUAGAUUUAGAACCAUCACAGAAUGCGUUGAUGAUUUCAGAUCACUAUCACUUGGUUUGAUGAGCUCUCAUUUUAAGUCAGCCCAGGAGGAGGGGAGAGCGGGGCGUGUUGAGUUCCUACCAGUGUACUGGUAUGCAGCGCUCCAUGGGGACGCGACAGGUGUCGACAGGCGGCUAAAGCGCAUCACUCUUCCGAGCAUCAACCGUUUACGAAACUUCACCAACGAGACACUCUUAGACAUUCUUUUCUAUACCAGUCCUAUAUAUGCCCAGCAGAUUGCUGAGGUGGUGUGCUCCGAGAUCAAUAAAUUGUAUGCCAAAUUCCAAGAGAGAAACCCUGAUUUCUGUGGCCAGGUCUCCCUUAUUGGACAUAGUUUAGGUUCCCUCAUCGCUUUCGACCUCCUCAAGCACCAGAAGGACGGUGAGGAGGUGGAGUCGGAAGAGAACCUCAUCAAGUCUGAGAUCUUCGCUGACAAACCCCCGACUCCUGAGUCCUCUGCGGAGUCCCUGACACCGUCCAGCAGCAGUGCGUCCCUCCUCAGCGGGGCCACGCUGGACGAAGGUCCCGCAGUCAUCACCCUCGAGGAAUCCCUGGAAUCUAUGGGGCUUCUGGACCUGCUACCCAAGUUUGAGGAGGAAAGGAUCGACAUGGAAAGUCUGCUUAUGUGCAGUGAUUCAGAUCUAAAAGAGAUGGGAAUUCCCCUUGGUCCCAGGAAGAAGCUUGGGGGCUUCCUUCGAGAUCAAGCAGCAAAAGAGGCAAAGCGAAAGGAAUCCCUGAUGCAACAAGAACAGGCCAAGGCUGAACAGAAAGCUGUGGAGGAGGAGAGGCGGAAACAGGAAGAGUUGGCGGUUUCAACGGCAGUACAACCCUCCUCCAGGAAUGCUCUUCAUGCUGCAAUGUCUGUUCAUGUUGACUAUGAACCAGGGCUAGAGGGUGUUGGGCAACCAUUUGUAAACUAUCCUCAGCUAGACUUCAAUCCAGCCUGUUUCUUUGCCUUGGGUUCUCCGAUCGGUAUGUUCCUCACGAUAAGAGGUGUAGGUAGGGUGGGCGAGAACUAUCGACUGCCGACCUGCCCUUUCAUGUUCAACGUGUUCCACCCUUUUGACCCUGUGGCAUACCGUAUAGAGCCCCUGAUUCAUCCAACCUUAGCAGAUAUCAAACCUGUUCUAAUGCCUCAUCAUAAGGGAAGAAAACGACUUCAUCUUGAGCUCAGAGAAAGCCUCUCCCACUUUGGGUCCGAUCUCAAGCGCAGUCUUAUUGAGUCAAUGAAAAAGACAUGGAACACCCUACAUCAAUUUGCCCUUGCCCAUCGGACAGAAGAGGAACAGGAAGAAACGGAUCCCAACACUGUCACGGAUGAGCAGAUGGAAGCGGUUGCCGAGCAACUGAGUAAACAGCAGCUAGCCAAUCAGCAAACUGAAGCAGACGGGCAGUCAAGAGAGCAAGAAGAGAACCUAAGACUUGGUCAGUUGAACGGAGGGAAGCGAAUUGAUUAUGUCUUACAGGAAGCACCCCUAGAAAGCUUCAAUGAAUAUCUCUUUGCUAUGAGCAGUCACGCGUGUUAUUGGGAGUCCGAGGACACAGUAUUAAUGGUGCUAAAGGAAGUCUAUGGAGUCUUAGGAAUCUACCCUCAACUAUCAGCACCAAGAUCAGAUUCAACACCUAGUACCCCUCUCAGAUACUAGUCUUGUCUCAUGGAGCAUUGCUAGAAUCUUGCAAUCAAUUCCAAGUCAAUUUGGGGUCUGAAAAUCAUUCACAACUCUUCAAGUUAAUUGCAAAUAAAAUUGCAAAUUUGCACUCAAUUGCUGGUCUGCUUUUUAAAAGGAAAAGUUCAAAUUGAUUUGCUCUUUUUUGAUUUGAUCUAUCAGUUGUAAAUUGGCAACAUAAUUUUUUUUGCAAUUGAUUGCAAGUAUUUUAUUUCAACGCCCCCAUGAGACUGGGUUAGAUUGGUAUGAAGCAAUGUAGACAUUUUCAAGUCCAUGGACCCAGUUGCAUUGAAUUUUACUUCUAAUAGUAACUGCCAUAAAUGAACCAACAUGUUAAUAAGGGUCAAGGUUUCCAUUGCAGUUAUCAUCAAUGGCAAAGUUACCAUCGAUUGCAGGCUUCAUGCAACAGGGUGCUAUUUGUGGCCCUAUUUUGGAAUAAACUGUCGAUAUAGAUGUUGAUUUAAUCCUGUUCUGUCUUUGUUCCAUGAAAUGUGUCAUCUCUUUGGUAUGGGCCCAAACAUAAAAUUCAGGCCAUCCUAUUUCACAUGUAUGUUUUGAUCACUUAAGAAUCCAACCUUAUACGCUUCAAAGGCCUCUUGAUUUUGUUGUGUUAGAUUCAUGGACGUAGGUUGUUGUUUAAUAAUUUAUCUUUACUUCAAAACUCAAGGCCUAAUUCACCUACAUGUACAGUAAUGCCACAUACAUGUAUCUGUCAUAUAUUUCCUAAACUCUCAUUGAUAUUUGUUAUGACAUCUGUUUUAUAAGGUUAGGAUCCUGCCUGAUUGUUAAUGACUACGGAUAAGACAUGGUAUUUCAGUCUCCUCUAAUUUGCAAUAUCAAAACCUGUUUAGGUUACAGCUUGGAAGUUUUGAGGUGCCAUGUGUCUAGAAAAAUUAUAUAUAAAAUUUGAGAUGCCAUGAAUUCAUAAAAUGUUUUCAUUUUAAGAUAUAAGAUUUCCAACUCAAGGUAUGCAAUGUCCAAAAUUGUUAAGAAAUGAACAGGAUUGUUAUGUAUUAUGCCCUCAUUAUAUUCAUGAACCAUUGAAUAAUGAUUGUUAAAAGGAGGAGAUAGGGGAUUCAUAAAAAGACAUUUAUUCAAACUAAACAUUGUUUUGAAAACGCCAUAUAUUUAUGCAUUAGAAGUAAAAUUGUAGGUUGAUAUUAAUUCAACCAGAUAUUCUCAGCAGUGUUCCCUGCAAUAAUUCACUGUAUAGUUUAUAGUUUAGUGUAUGCCAAAACUACUUUUUAAAUGUUAAUCUUUAUGGAUAUUUGUCAUGUCCUUGAAAGCAAAAAAAAGUUAAAGAACAUUUCCAAAAAUUAUAUAAAGGUACUCUAUGGAGGGUACGUACAAAGUAGAACAGUAAAUUAUACUAUAACAUUUAUUUAUUUGCAUGUUAUAAUAUUGUGUCAAAAACCUGGAUGUAUGAUGUGAACAUUCAAAGAAAUUUGUCCAUUGUUGAAUUGGGUCAUCGGGGGGGGGGGGGGGGGGGGGGAGGGUGGUGCAGCUUUAUUUUUAUUUUUUUUCUGAACACAUGCACACAUUGGUACCAAUAAUGCCUGUGGCAUUCCAUUCAUUUUGAUAUAGGCUUAAAGUGCACUAUCGAUUGAAUGCUUUGCUUAAGGGUAUAGGUGUCGUGGCAGGGGGUUGAACCGCAGAUUUUCAUGCAUCUAGUCAGGCACCCGAGACCACUCUGCCAAAGUAACUUCAAAUGAAGUUGCAGGAUGUCCUGAAAAAAAACAUGCUCUUUUGCUAUGGUUCUUGUUUAAUUCAAGUUAGUCCAGGAUGGGGGGGGGGGGUAAAUUAAUUAACCAAUUGUUCAUUGCCCUAUUUUCUUUGCAUAGCAUCUAUGUUAAACAUUGUAUGUAGAUAUAUAUUAUAUUUAUUCUCUUGGACAAUUAUUUAGUUGCCAAUAGAUUUUUUUUCAUUGUGAUCUUUAUUUCAAUCGUUACAUUUAGCAACUUCUCUGCAUUGAUAUGCAUAAGUACUACAUAUCUUUAAAUUUAAAGUAAUGCCAGAAUCUGUGCUUAUCGUAGUUUGACCGACACUGCUAAAAUUCAUAUACAUGCAUGGCAUUAUGCAAAUUCAUGAUUUCCUCGGAUACUCCCAGGCAUAACUGAGGUUAAUACUUGCUGAAAACAUAUUUUUAAACUUCUGGAGCUGAAAGAAUGUCAAAAUUCCAUAAUUUUAAACAUCAAAGAAAGUAUAGUAUACCCAUUAGUUGUAUACUGUGAUGUGUCAAUAUUUCAUGUACAUGAAUACAGUGGAGUUCACUUUCAAAGAAGUGUUAUUAGAAACUCUUAUGUGUUCUUGUAGGUUAUAUACUAUUCCAUCACUUGAAUGCUGUUUGUUUUCACUCUUCAUAAACCAUAGUAUUAUCAUAACAGAUUCAAAGUUUUGACUCUGAUGGAUUUUGUUACUAGGUUCCAUAUAUGUCAUGUUAUUCUCCUUUUAUUUUCACAUGGGUUGCUCACUAUUGCCCAUAUUGCCAUAUUUUACUUUCUAAAGCCUUGUUCAAAUGAUAUUGUGUAACUCAAUUGUUGUGGUUAUGAUGAAAUAAUUCUCAGAAGUAUAUAUACUGUAAUAAGAACAAGAGAUUAUUCUUGUAUUUACUGCUAUUACAUGAAAUGCACAAACCUUUUUAAAUAAUGGAGGGUGCAUGAAGGAACAAUUUGGUUGUUCAGAUAUAUGUUAAUUGUUGAAAGAAAUUUAAACUGUGAUACAGGGAUCAAUAUAAAUAUGAAUCCUUGAUCAUAUUUACUGUUCUAAUUGUUGAUUCAGAGAAUGCAGCUAUUAAAGAAUACAUAUUAAAAUCUAAUGCUAAAAGUUCA
Messenger RNA from Lytechinus pictus (painted urchin), 5949 nucleotides. RefSeq names its product phospholipase DDHD2-like. The transcript is spliced from 17 exons. Gene Ontology annotation, molecular function: glycerophospholipase activity; protein binding; metal ion binding. Gene Ontology annotation, cellular component: cytoplasm; COPII-coated ER to Golgi transport vesicle. Lineage: Eukaryota; Metazoa; Echinodermata; Echinoidea; Temnopleuroida; Toxopneustidae. The coding region runs from base 38 to 3100 and encodes 1020 amino acids. The record is from RefSeq and is a predicted model, not a curated record.